CAGAUACAGUGCCAUCUUUUCCUUCAUUCCCAAACACGCUGCAGAAAUAAAAGGGGAAUUGAUAAGAACAGGUCGCUAAUAAAAAAGAAAUAAACAUAUAGGAUUGGCAGGAAGUAGUCCGGAUAUCCGCAGAAAAAGAAUGAGAGAGAAAAUCAAGGAGGCGUAGACAUAACCGUUCACACGGCUCGGGGUAUUUUUGCAUCGGGUUUUGCAAGAGGGACGACCCGAGGAUUCAAAAAGAUACACAGACUUGUCACUGGAGGGAAAGGUCUGUACGGAGAGAGGGAUUGCUUGUGAUUGGCAUUUCAGUGAGCCUGUGUGUGUAAAAUAGUGAGAAAGAAAAAGGAGAAGAGCAAUUCGAGACUGAACAUUUACUAUGGUCCUGGUGGAGGGUCUGAUCUUCAUGUUAUGGCCCCUCAGCAGUUUAUGUCAUGGUGAGUACAAAUCAACUUGAAGAACAGGUGGAUGGACAGAUGUAUGUAUGUAUGGAUGUAUGGAUGGAUGGAUGGGUGGAUGUAUGUAUGUAUGGAUGGAUGGAUGGAUGGACAGGUGGGUGGAUGGAUGGGUGGAUGUAUGUAUGUAUGUAUGUAUGUAUGGAUGGAUGGAUGGAUGGAUAGACAGGUGGGUGGAUGGAUGGGUGGAUGUAUGUAUGUAUGGAUGGAUGGAUGGAUGGAUAGACAGACGGGUGGAUGUAUGUAUGUGUUUAUGGAUGGAUGGAUGGAUGGAUGGAUGGACGGAUGGGUGGAUGUAUGUAUGUAUGUAUGUAUGGAUGGAUGGAUGGGUGGAUGGAUGGGUGGAUGGAUGGAUGUAUGUAUGGAUGGAUGGAUGGAUGGAUGGAUGGACGGACGGGUGGAUGUAUGUAUGUGUUUAUGGAUGGAUGGAUGGACGGACGGGUGGCUGUAUGUAUGUGUUUAUGGAUGAAUGGAUGGAUGGAUGGAUGGAUGGAUGGAUUUAUGUAUGUAUGUAUGUAUGUAUGGAUGGAUGGAUGGAUGGACGGGUGGAUGUAUGUAUGUGUUUAUGGAUGGAUGGAUGGAUGGAAGAACAAAUGAAUAGAAGUGAUACAUAUAGAUGGAUAAAUAGACAGAUGAAUAUGAUGGAUGAAUGGAUGAAUGAAUAAAUAUAUGUAUGCAUGUAUAGAUGGAUGGCUGGAUGGAUGGAUGGAAGAACAAAUGAAUAGAAGUGAUACAGAUAGAUGGAUAAAUAUACAGAUGAAUAUGAUGGAUGAAUGAACAAGUAUACGUAUGGAUGGAUGGAUGGAUGGAUGGAUGGAUAAUCAAAAUAGGGACGGCUGAAUAAACAAGUGGAUAGAUGGAUAAACGAGACAGAUGGAUAUAUGAAUGGAUGAACAGAAGAAUGGGACAAAGUGCAGAUGCAUGGAUGACAUAUAUGUACAGUAUAUAACAGUUAAAUGGACAGAUGUAGAGGACUAUGUAAUGGACUGAUGCAUGAACAGACAGAUGGAUGAAUGUAUAGAUCCUUCUAUGGAUGGAUGAAUGACAAGAUGGGUGAUAGAUAGAGGACACAUGAACAGAAAGAAGGAUGAAUCAACAGAUACAUGGAUGGAUGGACAGAUUAAAUGAUUGGAUGAAUGUACUGAUGAAUAGAUGGAUGCAAGAAAUGAACAAGGAAGGGAUAGAUGGAAUGAUGGCUUGAUCGAUGGAUGGAUAGAUGAUGCGGUGGCUUCCUUCUUUAUCAGCUCUGAAUUCUACUCUUUAAUUAUUCGCAACCAAGCUAAGCCUAUUGUUCCUCUCCAUCACAUUCAUCAAUCACCACCAUGUUGCAUUUCAACCCUGACCUACUCCUACUCCACUCCAUUUCCUCUUGCUGUACGCCUCUUUCCUGUUUGUGUCAGAGCCCGUUUCCUGUUUCCCCUCCGCCUAGGGCCUUUGUGGAGUUUGACCCUCUUUUUGGGCUGCUGAAAAUCCAGCUGUUAAUAAUACACAUCACCAGGUGAUCCAUGGAGCAGCUGUCCAGCAGAUAAGAUAUGCAAAGUCAAGUUUGCGAAUGGCGCGUGUGAUAUGGAAUGCUCUGGGUCGCAGUGCCUGAAAGACGGCUUCGACUGCCUUAAGCCCAAAGAAUCCUGCAAUUCCGGCUACAUUCUGUACUGCCGUGACCACUUCGACAACGCACACUGUGAGAAGGGUUGCAACACUGCCCCCUGUGGGUGGGAUGGUUCAGACUGUAUAAAAACCUAUAAAAACCAGCAUCCCAAUUGGGCCAAAGGAGUGCUGAUUCUGCAUACGGCAAUUCCUUUCCAGAAAGCGCCAUUGCAGAACAGUUCGUUACUUUGGGCUCUCAGCAUCCUGCUCCAAACCAGCGUCAAACUGAGAGGGGUGGUGCCACUUCAGCCCAGUGCUGAUUUCUUCGCUAUGGAUGCACAGCAGCUGAUAGAUCUGCACCAGCAAGCGCCUAAUUACAAAAGCAACAGGUCUUUAUUGUUCCUACAAGUGGAUAACAGGCCAUGCUCCCAGCUACCAUUCUCUUGUUUUCCCUAUGCAUCGGAGGCAGCAGAUUUCCUGAACGCCAUGCUGGAGUUGAACCUUGCCCCAGCCCACAUCAAGCCCGAGAUCCAAGUACUCAUCGGCAUCCGGGGCAUCAAUAAGGAAAUCACAGUAAGAGAAACUCCCGUCAAGGAGCCUGAUGGUUCUCCUGCAUGGCUGUGGCCCGUGGUUGGCAUUGCAGUGGGCAUUGGGGUGGCACUGGCCGUAGUGGCGACGGCAGUGCUGGUAUGGUUCUGGAGAAGACGACAGAGGAGAGAACAAGGAGACCAUCACAGACGAGUGCAUCACAGAUCUACUGCAACUGACAGCAAUGGUGGGAAUAAAGACUGGACACAGUGCUCCACUGAGCAGAACAAAAGGAAUGGAAGGAUAGCAAGGGAGAAGGACAGAAAUGGCAUGAAGAAGAAGAAGAAAGGGAAGGACCUGAGAAAGAAGCGCAGGGAACCACUCGGAGAGGAUGCCAUUCGGAUAAGGCCUCUUAAGAAGUCCUUGGACAUUGGCAGUGACACGGACGUGACCCAGAGCUCCAUGGAGGACAUCAGCAAGACAAUCUGUGACCACAGAUCUCCAGAUCAGAAACAUUUCAACAUCAAUCACAAGCAUGUGCCCAUAAGUCCACCAAGAAGGUGGGACAGGAACUCCAUUCCUACACAGCAGAGGACACCAAGCAAUUCAGCCCCAGUGCAGUGGUGUGGACCUGACGGUUCUGUGGUUCUGAUCCGUGCUGUGAGGAGUGGCCUCGAUCGGGUGGUGUUGGAGCUGCUCAGAGCUGGGGUGCCUGUCAACAACACCGACCACACCGGGAGAUCCGCCCUGCACUGGGCAUGCUCAGUAAACCACCUCUCAUUAGCUCGGACACUGAUACGUUACGGCGCUGCUGUGGACAUGCAGGACCACAAGGGUGAGACAGCUCUGUUUCUCUCGGCGCUCCAUGGCUGCUACGAUACUGCUAGGUUUCUCAUCCUAAACGGUGCCAAUCAGGAGCUGACGGACUGCAGGGGGCGUCGGCCAAUAGAUGUGGCCCAGGAAGGAUUCCAUCAUGAGAUCCUCGAGCUUCUACUGGCCCACCGAGUCCACCAGAGCCCGUUUCCUGUGGCCCCAGCUACCGAGGUGCUGUGGGAUGACCGUACUUACCUGUAUUCCCCAUGGGUGGCAUCACCUCCAUGUCUGCCAGGAAGGAGUGCUUCCUUUUCUGGAGUUGUAGGACCCAGGGAGAUGUCUUCACCCCAGUCCAGUGACUGGCAAUUUGUGGCACCUCAAAACUGGCGGCCAAUGACAAACCAAUCCGCGACGGCGCUAGUCAGCCCCAGGGUCCUCAGCCGCCCAUCGCGUCCAAUCAGCACGCUUCAGGAAGUGACCUCAGAAGCCGAGGAAGAAGAAAGAGAAGCAGCACAGCAUGUCCCCAGAGCGACGACACCCCACUUCCUGUGUCCUCUGCCAGCACCCCGGCAGCGCUCAUUCUCCUGCACACAGCCCGCUCUGCAGCGCCGCCUCAGUGCCAACCAACCAGAACCGGUCGUCAACGUCCAACAAGAGAAACUAGCUAAUGAGCAAGUAGAAAUAGUGGUCGUGCCCCACCCUAAGACAAGCUCCAGCCAAUCAGAGAGCAGAAGUGCAGGGACGGUGUGUAAUACAGACUCUGAGAGAGAGAGGAUCAUCUGCAACGCAAAAAGUCAAAGCGAGGCGGUCAAUACCGAGCCCACGUCAGUACAGACUGUUAUGUGACCGCGAUGGAUUUUCAUAAAGCUCUGUAUUGUAAAAAGUUCCAAAAGUCUAAUUCCACUACCAUGCACUUGGUUUUCCCCUAAAACUAAUACCAAAUGCUUAUGAUAAAAAUACAUUACAUGCAAUGGAGAAACCAUUUAUUUUCAGCAGUCUGUCAAACCCAUGUAUUCAAUUAAAUAAAAAUAAAUCUAGAUA
This is a messenger RNA of Ictalurus furcatus (blue catfish), 4421 nucleotides long. RefSeq names its product notch receptor, like (gene notchl). Gene Ontology annotation, biological process: multicellular organism development; Notch signaling pathway; cell differentiation. Gene Ontology annotation, cellular component: membrane. NCBI's taxonomy places the organism in Eukaryota, Metazoa, Chordata, Actinopteri, Siluriformes, Ictaluridae. The record is from RefSeq and is a predicted model, not a curated record. The transcript is spliced from 13 exons. Gene Ontology annotation, molecular function: protein binding. The coding region runs from base 2019 to 4226 and encodes 735 amino acids.